AUGGGUAGCACCGACUUAACGAUGAGGGCUGCGCAAUGGGACCCGAUUCAAAAAAAGGCCGUAGUGAAUGUCAUUCCAGUACUGGGACCGGGCCCAAACCAGAUUCUUAUUAAAAUGGCCUCUGCUUCAUUGUGCCACUCAGAUUUGAUGUCGAUCGGCAGACCCGACCUGACCGAUCCAUUUACGAUCGGCCAUGAAGGUGCUGGCUACGUUUACCAGCUGGGUGCAAACUGCCAGGAAAAAGGAUUCGAAGCUGGGAAUCCAGUGGGAUUCCUUUAUAUCAACGGCUGUUGCUUUGAGUGCGAGGGGUGCAUGGUGCACAAUAAUUUGUGUACUAAUGGAAGCCCAAAGAUUGCCGGGUUUGGGGAAUUCGGCUUCUUCCAAGAGUAUGUCGCCGUGGAUUGGCAGAACAUUAUUCACUUGCCAAAGGCCUUGGAUCCAAAGAGAAGCUCGGCCAUUUUCUGCGCGGGUAUCACAGCUUUCCAUGCUGUCGAUUCUUGCAGUUUGAAGCCUGGGCAAUGGCUUGCAGUCAUCGGUGCCGGGGGCUUGGGCCAGCUUGCGACACAAUACGCAAAAGCAAUGGGCUUCAAGGUGAUUGCGUUAGAUAUUAAUGACAAGGCGCUUCAGGUCUGCCAGGAACAGGGCGCGGAUGUGACAGUCAACUCCCUGUCACGCGCAAAUGAAUACGUCGGGGAGGUGAAGAAUCUUACCGCAGGUGGUGUGCACGCUGCUGCUGUUUUCAGUGCGGCUACAGUUGCAUAUAAGGGAGCUCCAGCCUUGAUCCGACCGGGUGGUGUUUUAAUGGUAGUGGGCAUCCCCCCUGACUCUCUUCGAGUGUCGGCGAUGGACCUUGUCAUUGGGAAUUAUCAGCUCAAGGCUGAGAGUACCAGCAUCCCCCAGAGAAUGCAAAAAGCAGUGGAUUUCACAGCCAAGCAUCAAAUUCUACCCCAGGUUGAGGUAUUGAAAGAAGGUCUAGAGGGCGUCAAUAGGAUGAUUCAGGAGAUGGAAGCUGGUCACUCGAGCAAAAGAAUGGCUGUGGUUUUCGAGUAA
Penicillium manginii is the source of this 1050-nucleotide messenger RNA. RefSeq lists its product as uncharacterized. Bases 1 to 1050 code for a protein of 349 amino acids. NCBI's taxonomy places the organism in Eukaryota, Fungi, Ascomycota, Eurotiomycetes, Eurotiales, Aspergillaceae. Gene Ontology annotation, molecular function: zinc ion binding; oxidoreductase activity. The record is from RefSeq and is a predicted model, not a curated record. The transcript is spliced from 2 exons.